AUGAAAGUUUGUGCUUGUCCAAGUAGGAAGAAUUUAACAGAGGUCGCCAAAAGGAUAGUUGCCAAAUAUCCAAAGUCUUUACAAGAUGUGAUUGAAGAGAGUGUGAUUGGUCCUGGAUACUACUCCUUGGUCAAACAAUUUCAAGCCAGGGUCGAAAAUGCAAGAAGGACCAGCACACCAAAAAUAAAAAAGCGCAUUCAUGAUACAGACGAAUGUGACACUGAGGAAGUCACACCUGAAAAAAGAGCUGCAGUCCAAGAUACAUACGGCUGCAUUAAUUGGGAAGUUAGAUUUAUGCCCCUCAGUGAAACUGCUGAGAGUCAGCUGUUGAAAAAAGAGAAGAUGAGGAGUCUGUCACAAACAACUGACUGUAAUGAAGAGGAAGUGAAGGUUCUCAUGAAGUCUACAUACUACAGUCAACGAAAAGAUAUCAACAAUGGAACAGACAUGAAAACUCUCACUGAGGAGUGGCCAUUUUUGUUUCAGGAAAGUGGAAUGGAAGUGCACUUUAAAGACCUCACAGGGAUACCACUUAAAGAGACCUUCCUGAACAGCAUUGACAGAAAAGGAAACAGGCUGUUGAACUUUAUGAGGAAUGUUUGUGCAACCAGGAACAAGCGUGUCUUACAGGCUGUCACAAAACUUGAAGUUUUGAGAGGACAGACGAAUGGUUGCUCAGAGGAUGUGAAAGACAUGAUUCUUCUACUUCUCUCCUAUUUUGAUGAGAAAGAAGAGCUCCUUCUUCAUUAUGUAGAAGAGACAAGCCUCGCAAAGGAUGUAGAGUUGGACAACCUGCCUCCGACGCCUUGCAUUAUUGUGUGUGGACCCUCCUGCUAUGCUGCUGUUCGAUUUAUGCUCAGUGUGGACCGCAAGAUUGUGAAUGAUGACAUCACUACAUUCAUCGCUGCUGUUUGCCUAAUGUUCGGCAGUUAUUACUGUUUCAAUAUACACUACCCUACUGAACUGGCAUCAGUGCUUGAAUUUUUGCAAUGGUGCUUCUUCAUCAUCAAUCCUGAAAAGGGCACAAAGGUUGUGGAAAAGAAGAACAAAAAACGACUCCCAGUGAACCCAAGAGUCUUCACCUUAAUCUCUGACCUUUCUGAUCACGAGUGGCGAGAGACCUCGUAAAGGUGGCCUGCAACGGAAACGGUUUCCAUGUUUAAACUUUUGUUAAACGUUGAAAUGUAUACUCUCUAAGCACUUGUGUUGUGCUUUGUUCUGCUUUAGUAGUUAUUAUUGUAAAUAUUCGACAACCUUUAUAUAUUCCCAAGCUCAGUUUGAAGUGGCAGUUAGGUAACAGAAAUAUUUUAAACUCUGAAUCUAAAUUUUAAAUGCGUAGUCUGAUGCUGAUUUUAAGACUGAUCUUAAGCCAUUGUAUACUUCUGAUAAAACAC
This is a messenger RNA of Puntigrus tetrazona (Sumatra barb), 1394 nucleotides long. RefSeq lists its product as uncharacterized. The transcript has 3 exons. The record is from RefSeq and is a predicted model, not a curated record. Lineage: Eukaryota; Metazoa; Chordata; Actinopteri; Cypriniformes; Cyprinidae. Bases 1 to 1128 code for a protein of 375 amino acids.